Molecule: messenger RNA, 5365 nt
Organism: Phyllostomus hastatus (greater spear-nosed bat)
Lineage: Eukaryota; Metazoa; Chordata; Mammalia; Chiroptera; Phyllostomidae
Gene: KCNB1
Product: potassium voltage-gated channel subfamily B member 1
Exons: 3
Coding region: 520-3096 (858 amino acids)
Biological process (GO): potassium ion transmembrane transport; protein homooligomerization
Cellular component (GO): membrane; voltage-gated potassium channel complex
Molecular function (GO): delayed rectifier potassium channel activity; protein binding
Source: RefSeq, a predicted model, not a curated record
CGGGACAGAAUCGCAGUGAACGCGGAGCCGAAGCUCAGCCCCGACUUGUUGAUCUCGCCCAAGCAGCCGCUGCCUCCGCCACCACCGCCGGAGCCGGAGGAGGAGGAGGUGGAGCAGGAGUCGCCUCCCGAACGCGGUCCUGCCACCCGCGCCCGCAACGUCCGCCUGCGCCCCCAGCCUCGUAGAGCGCGUCCGGCUUCGCAGCGCCUGCAGCCCCGGCGUGGCGUUUGCCCGGCCGGCCGGCGUAGGCCGGGCCCGGCCGGGCCCCGGGUCCGCCGCUGCCCGCGGGCCGGGGUGCUCCGGCGGCCGGGGCGAUGCGCGGUCCCUGGCCCCGGGAGGCGGCCGCCCUGAGGCCGUCGGGAUGGAGGUGAGAAGACGGCCAUAACGCGCGCCCGCGUGGCCCCCUGCACCCCCAACAGCCCACAGCGCUCCCUGCCCCCCUCCCCCACGGCGGCCGGCCUUGCCGUCCAGUGACUGCGGCCUGGGGGGGCAGGGGGGGAGGGGGCGGCCGGACCAGAGAUGCCGGCGGGCAUGACGAAGCAUGGCUCCCGCUCCACCAGCUCGCUGCCGCCGGAGCCCAUGGAGAUCGUGCGCAGCAAGGCGUGCUCUAGGCGCGUCCGCCUCAACGUUGGGGGCCUGGCGCACGAGGUACUCUGGCGCACCCUGGACCGCCUGCCCCGCACGCGGCUGGGCAAGCUCCGUGACUGCAACACGCACGACUCGCUGCUCGAAGUGUGCGACGACUACAGCCUCGACGACAACGAGUACUUCUUCGACCGCCACCCGGGAGCCUUCACCUCCAUCCUCAACUUCUACCGCACCGGGCGGCUGCACAUGAUGGAGGAGAUGUGCGCGCUCAGCUUCAGCCAAGAGCUGGACUACUGGGGCAUCGACGAAAUCUACCUGGAGUCCUGCUGCCAGGCCCGCUACCACCAGAAAAAGGAGCAGAUGAACGAGGAGCUCAAGCGCGAGGCCGAGACCCUGCGCGAGCGGGAGGGCGAGGAGUUCGACAACACGUGCUGCGCGGAGAAGAGGAAAAAGCUCUGGGACCUCCUGGAGAAGCCCAAUUCCUCUGUGGCUGCCAAGAUCCUCGCCAUCAUUUCCAUCAUGUUCAUCGUCCUCUCCACCAUCGCCCUGUCACUCAACACGCUGCCCGAGCUCCAGAGCCUUGACGAGUUCGGCCAGACCACGGACAACCCCCAGCUGGCCCACGUGGAGGCCGUGUGCAUUGCGUGGUUCACCAUGGAGUACCUGCUGCGGUUCCUGUCCUCGCCCAAGAAAUGGAAGUUCUUCAAGGGCCCGCUCAAUGCCAUCGACUUGCUGGCCAUCCUGCCGUACUACGUCACCAUCUUCCUCACCGAGUCCAACAAGAGCGUGCUGCAGUUCCAGAACGUGCGCCGCGUGGUCCAGAUCUUCCGCAUCAUGCGCAUCCUCCGCAUCCUGAAGCUCGCACGCCACUCCACUGGCCUCCAGUCCCUGGGCUUCACCCUGCGGCGGAGCUACAACGAGUUGGGCUUGCUCAUCCUCUUCCUCGCCAUGGGCAUCAUGAUCUUCUCCAGCCUCGUCUUCUUUGCGGAGAAGGAUGAAGAGGACACCAAGUUCAAAAGCAUCCCAGCCUCUUUCUGGUGGGCUACUAUUACCAUGACCACUGUUGGGUAUGGAGACAUCUACCCCAAGACUCUCCUGGGGAAAAUCGUGGGGGGGCUCUGCUGCAUUGCGGGGGUCCUGGUGAUUGCUCUUCCCAUCCCCAUCAUUGUCAACAACUUCUCUGAGUUCUACAAGGAGCAGAAGAGGCAGGAGAAAGCAAUCAAGCGGAGAGAGGCUCUGGAGAGAGCCAAGAGGAAUGGCAGCAUUGUGUCCAUGAACAUGAAAGAUGCUUUUGCCCGGAGCAUCGAGAUGAUGGACAUCGUGGUGGAGAAAAAUGGAGAGAAUAUGGGUAAGAAGGAAAAAGUACAAGAUAACCACUUGUCUCCCAACAAAUGGAAAUGGACAAAGAGGACACUCUCCGAAACCAGCUCAAGUAAGUCCUUUGAAACCAAGGAGCAGGGGUCCCCUGAAAAGGCCAGGUCAUCCUCCAGUCCUCAGCAUCUGAACGUCCAGCAGUUGGAAGACAUGUACAAUAAGAUGGCCAAGGCCCAGAGCCAGCCCAUCCUCAAUACCAAGGAGCUGGCAACCCAGAGCAAACCAAAGGAAGAACUUGAGAUGGAGAGUAUCCCCAGCCCCGUGGCCCCUCUGCCCCCUCGCACGGAAGGGGUCAUAGACAUGAGAAGCAUGUCGAGCAUCGAUAGCUUCAUUAGCUGUGCCACAGACUUCCCAGAAGCCACCAGGUUCUCCCACAGCCCUCUGGCGUCGCUCCCCAGCAAGACGGGGGGUGGCAUGGCCCCAGAGACGGGCUGGCGGGGAGCGCUGGGUGCCAGUGGUGGUAGGUUUGUUGAGGCCAACCCCACCCCCGAGGCCAGUCAUCACUCUGCUUUCCUCAUCGAGAGCCCCAAGAGUUCCAUGAAGACCAACAACCCCUUGAAGCUCCGAGCACUUAAAGUCAACUUCCUGGAGGGUGAACCCGGUCCAUUACUCCCCGUUCUGGGGAUGUACCACGACCCUCUCAGGAACCGGGGGGGUGCUGCAGCUGCCGUCGCUGGACUGGAGUGUGCCACACUCUUGGACACAUCUGUGCUGAGUCCAGAGUCCUCCGUCUACACCACAGCGAGUGCUAGGACACCCCCCCGGUCCCCCGAGAAACCCGCAGCAAUAGCAUUCAACUUUGAAGCAGGUGUCCACCAGUACAUUGAUGCAGACACAGAUGACGAGGGACAGGUACUGUACAGUGUGGACUCCAGCCCUCCCAAAAGCCUCCACGGGAGCACCAGUCCCAAGUUCGGUGUCGGGACAAGAUCAGAAAAGAACCACUUUGAAAGCUCCCCCUUAGCCACCUCCCCGAAGUUCUUGAGGCAGAACUGUAUUUACUCUACGGAAACAUUGACUGGAAAAGCCCCCGCUGGUCAGGAGAAGUGCAGGCUUGAGAACCACAUCUCCCCCGAGGUCCGGGUGUUGCCAGGGGGAGGGGCGCAUGGAAGCACGCGGGAUCCGACCAUCUGACCCACCCCACCCGGAGGACAGAUUUGUGGCCGGGUCCAGCGAGGCGCACCGCUCAGCUCACCUGCCACAGAGCCUUUCUGCACGAACUCUGAAACGGAAAGGCUCUGCAAAGCCCCCAGAAAGAAGAAAGACUCUAGAGAAAGCUCCCUAAGACCUUGAGAGCCAUGGUCGGUCCACCGGAACGCCGCUGGCCAAGCCAUAGGACCUGGCGCCUCCUUGGGACACCUCCACUGCCCUCUCUGGGAGGCCACGUGAGCAGAGCUCUCAGCCACCACUACCACAUUGUAGCCGUAACCAAGGCCGCCUGCUCCCCGUCCUUCUCUCACGGCUCUCCAUCACCGCUGCAGAAGGCAAGCUCUCCGAUCCCUCCUGGCCUCGGCUGGAGAAGGGUAUUGGAACGCGUGGCUGGUAUUGAAAAAGUGGGUUGACCCGUUUGCUCUGGGUGUUGCCUGGCCCCCUCUGGGAACUCCUGUCCAUCACCUCCUGGAUGGACCCCACUGUCAGAAGGCUCCGGGGGAAGGCUUGUGUCAUGGAGAAAUCUCUGCACUGUAAGCCAGGAUCCCAGUGCAAAACCCUUACUCAAACGGCUUCAUGGACUUCACUAUUUCGUAGUACCUGAGAUUUUAUUUUGAGAUAUCAUCGGGGUGAGUUGUACCACUUGUACUCAAUUCUAAUUGCCCCCUGGCAAUCUGGGAAGGGUUCAGAAGGCGGGCACUCAGCCAACAGUGUGAAUGCUGAGCAUCGCUUUAGGGUUAUUGAGCGAAUACAUUUUCUGUACAUCACUGGUGUAAACUCAAAAGAUAUGCAAGUGUCAAAUAUGCAAAAGAAAUAGCUUAUUCAAAAAGACUGUAUGUUCCUGAAGAACAGAAUAAGAUCUGACUUUUUUUACCUACCAAAACGAAAGGAGAAAAAAAUCCCCAAUUGAAAUGCCCCGUUCAGACUUUUGAAUACUUCCUGCUGCGGCAGGGAAAGCAUCUACUAUAAUAGAAAUCCUUUUUUUUUGUUUCCUGUGGUAUUCAAGUUUUUAAAAAAAGUUAAAAUAAAAAAGCACUUUAUGUUUUUCAAAAAUAGGUUCUACCAGGGACAGUGUCACCAUCUUGCACUUUAAAAGAAGCACUAUUUCCCGUGGGCUACUUUCGGGGACUGUGUUUGAGUUGUUGCCACAAUCCAUGCCUGGGUCCAGCCACAGUGGGUGAUAUUGUGCUGGUAUUGUCGUCUGCCAGGUCACAGCCUGCGGGCGCCUUCCCUGCCCCUCCGAAGCAUCCCCUAAGUCCCCUUGCAAGGAAGGGUCCGUGGCCUAUGAGGAGGGCCUCUCAUAAGGUCACGUGUACAGGACAGGCACAUCUCAAAAGAAGACGGUAGGCGGUGGGGCACUGGGUGUUGUACUCCGUUCUCUUUCUUGUCAACCAGCCGUCGGUGUGUUUUCAGUGUCACUGUCUGUAUCAAUAAGCUCAGCUCUCCUUUCCGCAGCCAUCAAUGCAGCCAGUACAGACAAAAGCAAUAAGUAUCUGUGCGUUAUCGUGAGCGGUUCUAGUGUACCUCCUGGUGUCGGUGUUCCUGCCCUAGUUUGAUGCACUGGCAUCGGUCUGCUUGCGUUCAGUCUGACCGCAUGGUGUUGCUGGCUGUUCCUCGGUUCAGUGACAUUGGGUUGAGCCACCGGUUAGCAUGAUGCCAGGCCGUUGGCCCGUCUGUCAGUAAGGAUACUAUGUUAUUGAUCUGCCUGUUUUUAGUACCAUGGACUGAUGCUGUUCUCCUAACACAGUUUUAAGAGAUGGCGUCCCAAGGACAGCAGUGUAUAUCUGUCAGUCCUCAACGGUGACAGGUGUAUGUCUUCCUGAUGGAACAAGACAUGGUGUUGUUCCGCUGUCCUUCAUACAAUGUUAUUGGUUCACCCCUUAGUGCAAUGGCGUGACCCACCUGUUCAGUAGACCAGUGUCACAGAGUCAUUCUGCCCGCCCUCCGUACAGCGGCAAGAGGCUGGCCGCCUGUCUCAGGUGUGGUGACGUGGGGUCAUUCCAUCGCCCUUAAAAAUGUGUGUCCUCUGCUUCUCGGCAUCUCCCAGGACGACGGAUCCCUCCGAGAGGGGACAGUCCUGUUCUGUGCUUUGUUAGCAAAGACAAUGCGUGCUGAAGUAUCUUGACACUUCCAAAGUACCUUCGGAGUACUUGAAAGCAAAUGCAAAGGGACUUAAGGGACAGAGAGAGAAUGAGGUCGUGCUGUGCUAGUGACACACCAGAGAGAGGCAGCAGCAGCGCCCCCUGGGGGCUCG